AUCUUGUCUGCCUUGUCGACAUCAGAGCAAUCGAUCAGAGGAGUAAAGUCCAGUUCUCUCUUUUACUCGUCCGUCAUUUUCACGUAGUUUCUGCCUCAGUCGCUGAUAUUUGAAACCAGAAUGGGAACCGACUUGACUUUUUCCUCUCGUCGGUCCCCUGUUGUGUGUUUACACGGCUGCGUGGCCUCCAGCCAACCUUUAGCUUCCAGUAUAGGACUGGAUGUCCUGAAGCGUGGUGGCAAUGCGGCAGAUGCUGCAGUUGCCAUAGCAGCAGCCCUGGCAGUAACAGAGCCGUGAAGCACCGGCCCUGGUGGAGACGCCUUCUGCUUGUUCUACAACGGAAACACUGGAGAGAUCAGAGGGAUUAACGGCAGUGGUCAUUCUCCCCGAGCACUGACCCUGGACUUCCUGGAAGGACAAGGUUACACCGCAGAGAGGCCUCCUUCAGUGUUUGAUGCUCUGAAUGUUACAGUCCCUGGGGCCCCAGCAUGUUGGUGUGAUACUGUGCAGCUGCUAGGAAGUCACAAGCUGUCCUUACAGGAGGUCCUGAGUGGGGCUGUGGAACUAGCAGAGGUGGGGUUUCCUGUGGCUGAGUUAACAGCUCACCACUGGGCGAACUGGGUGUCUGCUUUGAGGGAUGCUGGAAAGGAACUGGGUGUAGAAUUGAUGAUUGACGGUCAUGCGCCCAAAUGUGGACAAGUAUUCCAAAACACUGGCCUGGCUCGAACUUUGAAGGAGCUCGGUGAGCGUGGCAAGCCAGCUUUCUACCAGGGCAGAGUGGCCCAGGCCAUUGUUGACGUCAUCAACCAAAAUGGGGGAGUCAUGACCUUGGGUGACCUGAGCAGCCAUGACAGCGAGGUCAUCACCCCCAUAAGCACAGAGUACAAGGGUGUACGUCUGUGGGAGCUUCCUCCUAAUAGUCAGGGACUGGCUGCCCUGCUCAUGCUCAACAUCCUGGAGAACUUUCCUCAACUCAAAGCUAAAGGCCAUAACAGCUCUGACUAUAUCCAUGUACUGGUUGAGGCUGUGCGAUUGGCUCUAACAGAUGCUCUGCGUUACCUGGGUGACUCAAGUCAUGUGACUAUCCCUUUGGAAACCUUGCUGGACAAGGGCUACAGUCACCAGCGAGCACAGCUCAUCAGCACGGACAGGGCCAUGGAGAGAGUGGAGCCCGGCCUGAUGACAGGAAGUGACACGGUGUAUUUCUGUGUGAUAGACAGUGAGAGGAAUGCAUGCUCCUUUGUCAACAGCAACUAUAUGGGCUUUGGGACGGGGCUGGUCCCUAAAGACUGUGGAUUCUCACUACAGAAUCGCGGCGCUAACUUUUCCCUGUGCCGUAAUCACAUAAACUGCGUUGCUGGGAGGAAGCGGGUGUAUCACACCAUUAUACCUGCACUCCUCACCGAUUCAACAACCACAUCACAAAAACCCCGGCUCCUUGCUGCUCUCGGCGUGAUGGGAGCUUUUAUGCAACCACAAGGACACGUACAGGUGCUGUUAAACAUGAUGGAGUUUGGGAUGAAUCCUCAGCAAGCCCUGGAUGCACCUAGAGUCUAUGUAGAGUAUGACCACAAAACUGGUCAGUGGUUGGUUAACCUGGAGGAGGGGAUCGACCAGAAGAUAGCUGAGGAACUGAAAAGACGAGGACACCGUGUCAACUGGCCAGUGUCAGGCCACAAGAGGUCUCAGUUUGGGCGGGGGCAGAUCAUCGCAGUGGGGGAUUGGUGGAAUCCGUCUGUCACCCAAGGGGAUCGUCCUUCCAGGGUGCUUUGGGCAGGAUCGGAUCCCAGAGCAGAUGGAUGUGCUCAGGGGUACUAGAAAAUGCUCUUGCCUUGUUAAUGUUGUAAUCAGAAGAUUUCAUCAUAGAACUACUUGAAAAGAAAUGCCUACAAAUGUUGUGCAGUACACAGGUUGUUAUUUGUCAGCUGAUAUUUGACAGUGAGCUUUAUAACUCUUUCAAAAACCAUUGUACCUUCAAGAAGUGCCUUGUGGAAUCAUGUUUUUAUGCCUGUGUUCACUAGAUGUUGAGUUAAAGCACAUUUGCUGAAUGUAGAGUUUAGUAUAAAUCAGCACAACCUCAGAUUAUUUAUAAUGUGAAAAGUGACAAACAGGAAGAUCUUUAUCUUUGCUGCAUUGAUGCCAAAGAUGUCCUUCCUCAACUCUGUGUUUUGGCAGAGAUAAUUAUCUGUUUCAGUCUCUUUAAUUAGCUGGUGCUGAUUUGAAGUUUGCUAGAAAUGAAGUGUUGUUCCAUACAUAAACCUCCGUCCUCAAUAAGUUAUCAUUCCAUUUUUACUCUGCUCUGAAUUAUGUACAUCAGCAUUAUAGUGUCAUCGUUAAAAAUUCUAUUUUGCAUAAUGUUGCUUUUCCUUUUUUUCUGUGAAUCAUUUUCUGUUAUUGUUAACAUCUCAUCAAUUAAAACAUCAGUAUUUCAGAUUUUCUGUCAGUGAAAUACGCUUCAUCAGUUCGCAUUAACUUAAAUCUGCCAAAUACAUAUAGGUGUGCAUUUAUUUUAAGUUGCUGUUUGAAUCUUUGGUUCUAAUUUUAUAGUUGUUUCUGAAUUGCUUGCAGCUUUAGCCCCUGAUGUCAGAAUCAAACAGCAGUACAAAACACAUUUUAUGAAUUGUGCUUUUACACUGUUAGAGUAGAAGUACACCGAUCAGGCAUAACAUUAUGAGCACUGAGAGGUGACGUAAAUAACACUGAUUAUCUCUUCAUCAUGGCAUCUGUUAGUGAGUGGGACAUAUUAGGAAGAAAGUGAAUAUUUUGUGCUUGAAAUUAAUGUGUUAGAACCAGAAAAAUGGGCAAGUGUAAGGAUUUGAGCCAGUUUGACUAACCGUGAUCUCCAAAACUACAGCACUUGUGGGCUGUUCCUGGUCUGCAGUGGUCAGUAUCUAUCAAAAGUGGUCCAAGGAAGGAUGAGUGGUGAAUCGGCAGCAGAGUCAUCAGUGGCCAACGCUGAUUGAUGCACGUGACGUACGAAGGCUGGCCUGUGUGGUCCGAUCCAAAAGACGACCUGCUGUAGUUCAAAUUGCUGAAAUUCCCAGUGCUCGAGAUCUCAGUCCAAUCGAGCAUCUGUGGGAUGUGCUGGACAAACUCAGAUCCAUGGAGGCCACGCAUCACAACUUAGAGGACUGCAAAGAUCUGCAGCUAACAUCUUGGUGCCAGAUACCGCAGCACACCUUCAGGGGUUUAGUAGAGUCCAUGCCUCAAUGGUUUAAGGCUGUUUUGGCAGGAAAAGAGGGACCAACUCAUUUAUUAGUCAGGUGGUCAUAAUGUUAUGCUUAAUCAAUAUAUUAGCUUAUUUUCAAACCUACUUUUGUAGAGCUUGAGAGUAAAAACAUGAAGCUGCAGAGCCUAAUAAACUAGAAGAAAACGUUUCAAAAAGGGCUUGGAUGUAGAGAUGCUCGGGGUGAUUCUUAAUCAUUGUUCUUGUAAGACGUUGUGACAAAAAUCACAACAAAUCUCUUCCUGCCUGGAAGCUGAACUUGCUUAUUGCCUGACCUUUUUGGUCCGAGGCAACAAAAUAUAUAAACAUAAUUAUCAGAAUCUCAAAGGCAUUUCAGAGUGUGAGCCAUUUCUGCAUGUUUUCAGUGCCUGGUUUCAAGCAGGAAGGGUGAAGUGAUUUACAUUUGUGUAUGAGCUUUAUCUUUUAGUGAAUUUUUAGCCCCUGGGAAACGCCCUGCUGCCUCCCAGUCUAACACACAAACAGAACACAUAAAGACAGAGGCACAGUGACAGAAUAAAUUACAGUGCAUGCUGUGGCUUCAAAUUCGUGAAAAACUCUCAGCAAGUUGGUAAACAGCUUGAGAACCACUUAGCUGCCAGUUCACACAUACCCACCGCACAGAUUUCUCUUUGUAGAAUAACGAUGUUGGACUUUGUUUCAGUGUUGAUCUCCUUAGAGCCCCUGGAGCCACCCUGGUACCACGCGUUUGCUCUCAAACAUACACUCUGGUCUUACAAAAUCUGCCUGAAUCGACGCAGCUCUUUAGUCCAGGUUGUUAGCGGUCAGUACCAGCUUACCCUGCAGUUGAUCUGGAUGUGCUGAAUUCCAGCUGGAUUAUAAAACAGCUCACAGUGUUGAGGGCAUCUGAAACACACACAUGUAUCCAUACAGAGGUCACAUUAUGCUUUAUUGACCUAUAUACACCUGCUGACCUACG
Messenger RNA from Haplochromis burtoni (Burton's mouthbrooder), 4163 nucleotides. Its product is annotated as glutathione hydrolase-like YwrD proenzyme. NCBI's taxonomy places the organism in Eukaryota, Metazoa, Chordata, Actinopteri, Cichliformes, Cichlidae. The transcript has 12 exons. The record is from RefSeq and is a predicted model, not a curated record.